AUGGAAGAGUGUGAGAGUCUCGAGUCGGAGGUGACAGAGCUUCAGGAAUUGCAGAGUGAGGCUUCAGAGGCCAUCAGCCAGGACGAUGAAGACGAGCUGGAGGAACUUCAACACAGUCUGCGAGAGGUUGUCCAGGACCCGUCUGUGAAACCUAAGUUCCAGUGCCUGAUGGUGGAUCCAUCGUUCUCCAUGGUAACGGUUCAGAGCGAGGACAGUGGUAUUGUUUGGGAGACUGCCUCUAGCCGCUGCUCUACCCCUUGGGCCUCUGAAACCAGCUCCAACUCUGAAGCCUACAGCAUGGAUGGCUCUGGAGCUGCAGGAAAGAUCACCAUCGUCUUUGAUGAGGAACAAAUUGUCCGUAGGAGGACGAGGUCUGGAAGGAGCAGCAGGCUGGGGGACAGGCUGAGCCGGCCUGGUAGUUCAAGAUCCGCUUCAGCCCUGGGAGUGGAGAGACCUGAGAUGGCAGAGAUUUCCCUUCCCAAUGUCAAACUGGAGAAAACCGAAACAGAGCCAGACUUGGAGGAAAUCAGAAACAAAGAUCAGCAGCUGUUCAGUUUGAUUUCAGAGGGUUAUGAGAUUCUCAACAUCAGAGUCCCCUCCAAACUUCCCACUGUGGAUGAGGAAGAGAGCACAGAGUUGCAGGACAAUUUGUCUUAUUUGGACCAGACUCCGAAGAUCAGGUCCCGAAACCACAAAGACUGGACACUGCACCAAAACCAUGCCCUGCCAAAUGAGGGUGAAUUACUGGAUCCCCAAGAGCCCUCAGAGCAAGACUCUUCUCAGCCGUCAACGGACACAGAGCUCAGCCACACACACACUCAGAAAGAGAGCACUGGCGACAUAGACUACUUUGAGAAGUUUACCUUGGUUGAUGUGGUGGUUCCUGGAGAACAAGCUCCAGAGCUGCAGGAGGAGGCAGAACACCCAGAUGUGAAACCCAUAGUUGAGGAGCAAAAGCUGGCUAAGGAGGCAGCCACAGACAGCCCCUGUGUAUCAGAGGACUCCUUUGUCUUUGUUACUGAUGUGGAGAUAGAAGGGGAACACUUUGAUGAGGUCUUCUACGGAGAAGGAGCUCCUGCUGAUGCACUGCAGCAGAGAGAAGACGAUGAGGCGGAGAGUGGGAUGAGAAGAAGACGAGCGAGCCAUAGAUCUAUGAUGGAGAAUGGUUCAGUGUUGUUUGGGGGUGAAGACACUGUCCUCACGCCCAUUUUUAUCUCCUCUGGACCCCCUAAGAUCAUUGACCAGAUCCUGUUGGAUGAGCCUACUGCCAUGUCCUUCAUGUACUCAGACCUUUACGAGGAUGCAGUAGGCGAGAGGACGAAGAGCGACGAGGAACACUCUGAGCCAGAGAGCGUGGCUUCUGAGAAGACUUAUAAAAGACGUUUGUCGGAUUCAGAGGAGGCAGACGGGUACCUGGAGAAGUUUACUUUGAAGGAUGAAACUUCAACAGUGGAGGUUCAACCAGAGUCAGAGGAUGAGGAGAAGGAGGGGAGAAUAAUAUGGUCGCAGAGUAAGUUUGACAUGACAGGAUGUCUAACAAGAGUGGUCAGAGACGAAGACGAGGACAAGACAAAGACAGAGGAACCAAAGAAACAAGAGGUCGGUGUUGGAGAUGGGAGCGAAGAUUUGCAAUCACCCACAUUUAAAGGGAAAAGUGAAAUAGUUACUGAGACAAAAACAGAAGUGAAAGAAAUACAUGUCUCCAUGGUGACUGAAGAGCAGGCUGUCAGAGAGGCCUCUGACGAAUCAAUUCAGGUGUCCAAACUGAGAGAGGAUCAGGAUGUUAAACAUGAAGUAAAGAUAGACCAGGCUGAGCUUCCUGAGAGCAGCAUUGAUAAACCACUAACUGAAACUAAGCAGGUAGACAGUAAAGUAGAGAAAACAGAGGAGAGUGAGGGGAAUCAGAGAGAAGUGCCAGCAGAAACAACUAGUGUUAUCGAAACUGAGCAGCCAUGUCAGACACAAAAAGUGGUAGAAAAAACAGCUCAGGUGGUUUUAAAUGCUGCAGAGGAGACCGUUGUGGUAGCACCUGUAAGUAUAGAGGCGCCUCACAUCAUCACUGAGAUGAGUUUGUCUGAAGAGGCAACUACUGACACUAAGAUGAUGGCUGAUAAUGAGAAAGACUUAAUCAAGGCCAUAUCAGAGGCCUCGGAGGAAUUGAAAGAGACUGAAAGACAGGAAAUGCUCACCUCUAUUGAAAUAGAGACAUCCGCUGAAACAUCUCUGUGUGAGAAAAAAGAAGCAGCAGAAGUUGUUCCUGGGGAUGUUGCAUCUGUUGAGGUCAUCACUGACUGUGAUUCUGCAGUACAUGCGUUAGUGGCGGUGGUUGAAAACACAGUGGAUGAAAAAGAGAUUCAAACUCACGUUCAGAUCGAUCUUCAGGAGGCAAUAAGUGUUGAGACAACAGAUGUUCAAACAGCUGAAGAGGAAGAAAAACAGGGCGUUCUAACAGAAGAAACUGCAGUUGAGAGCAAGUCGCCUGAAUUAAUUACUGAAGGUGAUCAGGAGUCAGAAGUUAAAGCAGUGAUUUCAAGUGAAGUAACCAAACCUGCGAUGUCAGAGGAUGAAAACAAAGAUUCAGAUAAAACAGAGAUGCCAAUUAUUGAAUCUAAGCAGCAUCAGCAGGAGGAGUCCGUAACUGACAGUGAGCUGAUAACUGAAGCCAUAGAUAAAACACCCACAGAGGACACUGGGACUGUUACUCAGGAGAUAGUGAAUGUGGGUGAUGAGCUAAUCCUCCUAGUCCCCAAGGGACAAGCUCUAGAGAUGGACAUAGAGAUCGGUCAGUUAUCAGAGAAGAUUUCAAGUGAUACAGUAGCUCUCUCUGAACCUGACAGCACAUGUGAACCUCUUAUAGCACCCGAAUCCCAAACAACAUGCCCCGAGACUCUUCAGGCACCGAAUGAAGAGACAAUGACAGAGCUGGAAGUAAAACCAGACGUUGUUCUUAAGGAAGAAGAACUACCAAGAAACGAGUUGGAGAGUAGGUACACUCCUCCAGCACCUGUUGAGGAGGCCCACACAGAUGAGGAGAAAAUGAAGGGGGACUUUGAGGAAAACGAGGGCGCCUUGUCCCCUCUGAGGAGCUUUACUCCCUGUGAGGAUUUGUCUGGGCUACACAGCGAGGACAUUAAGUCAGGAGCAGCAAUUGUAGAACAAAAGGAAGAGAUUCAGGAGGUGGACGUUGCCCCAGAAACAAGCAUUGUGACAGAGCAUUCAAGUACAGAGAUUGAUCUGCACAGAGAGGAUGUAGAAAAGAAGAUGGAGCAAGAGGAGGCAGUUGCAGAGGCUCCAGAGGUGACUGUUGAUGAGCUUGAAUAUGAGAUUAUAUCUAAACAAGAUGCCAAAGAGAUGCCGGAACCUGAAACAGAGAGAAAUGCAGAGGAACCAAAGCCUGAGUCUAAUGAUGAGGUCAUAGAGGCUGACUAUGAGAUUAUUGAUGCAGAGGAAGAGAGUCAGGCUCGACUGGCUGCUGAGCUGCAGCAGAUGAACAGGUUCUGUAUCACCUGUGGAUGUCUGCUGUCAGAGGACGACUGUGUGUCUGGAGAGCAUCACAGCCACGAGGUUACUGAUGUGGACCAUGCCUACGGGGAAAUAAAGGAGAAGCUGAGUGACUGGAUCUCAGAGCUUCAGGGGAGGUCAGAAAACAUCGAGGACCUGGUGUCUGAGAUUGAACUGGCCUACAACUCUGUAGAGGACCAUUGUGUGGAGAACGAGGCAGCGAUGCAGGUGCAGAAUGAGGAGAUGAUGGCUCUGGUGAUGGAGCAGUACAACGACAUGUCCGUCAGCAUGGAAGAGGAGAAGAAGGCCAAACUGGAGCAGCUAUAUGACCAGAUUGUGGCCUUCCAGGAGAGCAUCGAUACUGCCAAGGCCACUCUGGAGACGACGGCCAGAGAGGCUGAGACUGACGCACGGUCACCUGAAGACAUUCAUGCAAGCCUCAAGGCAGCUCUGGACUCAGCCAUGUCACUGGAGCUGGGGCCCAAGGGACUACUGGUGUUCGAGGACUAUGCUAAGGGCAACACUCCAAGCCCUCACCUGGCACAGCGCAAGGGAAUCCCAGUGCCUCAAAUGCCUACGCUGCAGCUUCAGGAGCCAGGCUCCGCCACCAGCACCAGUGUCACUGUUUACUGGAAGGUCAACCCUGGAGAUAUCAUAGACUGCUUCCAGGUCUACUGCAUGGAGGAUCCACAGGGAGCUGUGUCAGAAGAGUACCGCGUGACAGUGAAGGAGAGCUAUUGUGUCCUGGAGGAGCUGGAGCCUGACAAGACCUACAAGGUGUGGGUGAUGGCGGUCAACUACACAGGCUGCUCUCUGCCCAGCGAGAGACUUUCCUUCAGAACCGCUCCAUCAGUGCCAGUGAUUGAAACGCAGCGCUGUACUGUCAUGUGGGAUUCAGCUACACUGCGUUGGAGCUCAGCAAAUAAGACCCCAGAGCAGAGUUACACCCUGGAGUACUGCCGCCAGUAUGAACUAGAGGGGAGGGGCUCAGGUGAGUCCAUCUCAGGCAUCAAAAGCUGCGAGCAGAGGGUUCUCCUGCAGCCCAAUGAAAACUAUCUGUUUUACAUCAAAGCUGUGAAUGAGUCUGGAGCCAGUGAACAGAGCGAGGCUGCCCUCAUUUCAACCAAAGGGUUGAGGUUCCACCUGCUGAAAGCCUCAGCUCACCCCGCUCUGGAGCUGUCGGUGGACCAGACCACCCUGCACUACAAGAAACCAUCAACAGACAAACAAGUUUGUAUGUAUUCUAGGUGUCCAUCCAUCCUGGGUGAGUUGUUGCCGGCAAAAGGACUUUACUACUGGGAGACCCUUGUGUCAGGAAGCACGGCUUACAGGCUUGGAGUCGCAUACAACACAGACGAUAGAAACAGUCUUCUGGGAGAAAGCAACCUCUCAUGGUGUUUGCAGUGCGUCCCUACACCAUCAGGCUGCAGGUAUCAGCUGCUCCACAAUGACAUUCAGUCCAGUGUGUUUGUGAUUGAGGUGCCAGAGCGAGUUGGUACUCUCCUGGAUUACCAGCUUGGUCGUUUGUCUUUCUACAAUGCCCAGAGCGGUCAGUUGUUGGGCACUUUCUGCCAUCGCUUCACCCAACCGUGCCACCCUGCUCUGGCCCUGGAGAUGCCGGGCAGCCUGGAGGUCAGCAUGGUGCUGGAGGUCCCAGAGUUUACCAAGGACAGCUAG
This is a messenger RNA of Anoplopoma fimbria (sablefish), 5178 nucleotides long. RefSeq names its product cardiomyopathy associated 5 (gene cmya5). The transcript has 15 exons. NCBI's taxonomy places the organism in Eukaryota, Metazoa, Chordata, Actinopteri, Perciformes, Anoplopomatidae. The coding region runs from base 1 to 5178 and encodes 1725 amino acids. The record is from RefSeq and is a predicted model, not a curated record. Gene Ontology annotation, molecular function: protein binding.